ACAAGUAGGAUGAACAUGAAUGUGAGUCUCAUAAUGCCAGAUACAGUGGAAUACUGCUAUAAAUCUGUGAAUAGAACGUGUUUGAGAACAACCCGCUCCCAUGGUGUCCGAGUAUUGCUCUAUGCGUUUGGCGCAAUGGCAGUUCUGGUUACAAUGUUCGGCAACUUGUUAGUAACCGUUGCAAUCUCCCAUUUCAGACAACUUCAUACACCCACUAAUUAUCUCGUUCGUUCUUUGGCAAUUGCUGACUUUCUUCUGGGAUGUAUGGUGAUGCCUUACAGUUUGACAAGGUCCAUUGAAAACUGCUGGUACCUAGGCGACUUGUUCUGCAAGUUUCAAGCAAGCUUUGACUUCAUGCUCUGUGCGUCGUCAAUAUUCCACCUGUGCUUCAUUUCUGUUGACCGUUACUACGCGGUGUGUGACCCACUGAAAUACAAAACCAGAAUAACUUUUCACACCGUCCUAAUCAUGAUCCUCAUCAGCUGGAUUAUCCCCGCAUUUGUGGGUUUUGGUAUGAUAUUUUUAGAAUUAAACUUGAUAGAAAUUAGAGAAUUUUAUUACAAAAACAUAUCUUGCUAUGGUGGCUGUAUUCUAGUGAUGGGGAAGCUGUGCUCAGUCAUCUACUCGAUAGUUUCCUUUUACUUCCCGGGAUUUAUUAUGCUUUGUAUUUAUACAAAAAUAUACGUCGUUGCGACAAAACAGGCCCGUGCCAUAAAUGACAUUGCAAGGCAGCUGCAAUCAGUCAGGGAAAACAAAAGCAUUGCUUCCCAGACAAGUGAAACAAAAGCUGCAAAGACACUGGGAAUCGUGAUGGGGGUGUUCCUAAUGUGCUGGACUCCAUACUUCACUUGCAAUUUCAUAGAUCCUUUCAUUGGACACACCACACCCCCCCUAAUGUUCGACGCAUUUUUUUGGUUAGGGUAUUUGAACUCAGCAUUCAAUCCGGUGAUCUAUGCAUUUUUUUAUUCGUGGUUCAGAAAAGCUCUGAAAAUUAUUCUAACUUUUAAAAUAUUCAGAACCGAUUCCUCCAGGAUAAACCUCUUCUAA
This is a messenger RNA of Mobula hypostoma (lesser devil ray), 1047 nucleotides long. Its product is annotated as trace amine-associated receptor 1-like. Gene Ontology annotation, biological process: chemical synaptic transmission; G protein-coupled receptor signaling pathway, coupled to cyclic nucleotide second messenger. The record is from RefSeq and is a predicted model, not a curated record. The transcript has a single exon. The coding region runs from base 10 to 1047 and encodes 345 amino acids. Gene Ontology annotation, molecular function: G protein-coupled serotonin receptor activity; trace-amine receptor activity; neurotransmitter receptor activity. Lineage: Eukaryota; Metazoa; Chordata; Chondrichthyes; Myliobatiformes; Myliobatidae. Gene Ontology annotation, cellular component: dendrite; plasma membrane.